AUGUUGAACUAUGAUCAGCAACAUGAAACAGCAAAUUUACCGCUCUCGUGGCCAUCCAGUGAUGUAUUUAAUGCCAAUAUUGACAUCAGUGGUUUCACCAACUGGGAUGUCAUGGAUUUGGCGCCAACUACCACCAGUCCCCCUAUUCAGGCAUCAACUCAUCGCAAUACUACGCCAAGAAGAUCAGAAUUGAUGGACGGGUUGGAUCCUAUAUCAGACACUAGAAUCACACACGACUGUGAGGCCCGAGCCAUUUCCAUUCUUAGUUCAAUGCAGCACGGGGAAAUGCGCCAAGGGCUGAUGUCCUGCUCCACGGACCCGGCACACGCUUAUGCAGACCUGGAUCUCACACCAAGCUUCGACCGCGUGCUUUCUAUUAAUAAAGCUGCUCUCAACAGUUGGAGCAAACUUAUGAAGUGUUCUUGCGCACAGUGUCCUCACUUAAUUCUCAUAUACGUGUCAAUACUGUCCAAGAUGUUAUUCUGGUACCGUAUAGCGGCGAUAGAGAAACGUCCCACGUUGGGAGGGGGUACAGAAAGCGACGAUAGUACCCAAAACAGUGAUAUUAAUAUAAUAACAAGGUCUUCUUCAAAAGAAGCACCAACUGUGGACAAGUUUAGUGUUCAUCCGACGACAAUACAGAUCGGAAUGCUCAGUUUAGAUGCCGAGGACGAGGCUAACUUGCGGCGUGCCCUUUUGCUUCGCGAGCUACACAGGACGGAACACGCAAUUCAUGAGUUCAUGAAUGUGGAUAGAAGGAACAUAGAGAAAAAUGCAGAUGAGGCCGUUCAGCGAACCGUGCAAUGGUCACUUGCCGGCAUUCCACAGCUUAUAGAAGAGCUACAGGACGUGAUCCAGACAGUCAAGCAAACUAAGUAG
Messenger RNA from Talaromyces rugulosus, 879 nucleotides. RefSeq lists its product as uncharacterized. Gene Ontology annotation, cellular component: nucleus. The record is from RefSeq and is a predicted model, not a curated record. NCBI's taxonomy places the organism in Eukaryota, Fungi, Ascomycota, Eurotiomycetes, Eurotiales, Trichocomaceae. The transcript has a single exon. Gene Ontology annotation, biological process: regulation of DNA-templated transcription; aflatoxin biosynthetic process. Gene Ontology annotation, molecular function: DNA binding. Bases 1 to 879 code for a protein of 292 amino acids.